Molecule: messenger RNA, 1056 nt
Organism: Aedes albopictus (Asian tiger mosquito)
Lineage: Eukaryota; Metazoa; Arthropoda; Insecta; Diptera; Culicidae
Product: collagenase
Exons: 3
Coding region: 123-953 (276 amino acids)
Biological process (GO): proteolysis
Molecular function (GO): serine-type endopeptidase activity
Source: RefSeq, a predicted model, not a curated record
AUCGCGCCAAACAGGCUAAUCGGUUUCUUAGAUAUAUCGCCGCGUAUAAAAAUGUCCUCCAAAGUGAGGCCAUCGUUCAGUACUGUUCGGGUGGAUCGCGAAAGUAUACCAAUCAGUCAAACAUGAAGCUCUUCCUCGCCGUUAUGGCGUGUCUGGCCGUGUCCCAGGCCGCCACGCUCAGCUUCCAAAACCCCAUGACGAUGCGUGAUGCUCAGGCCGACCAAAGCAGGGUCCGCAUCGUGAACGGCUUCCCGGCAUCCCCUGGUCAGUUCCCGUACCAGGUAUUCCUACGAGGCUUCACCGCUGGUGGUGGCGCUCUGGCCUGCGGAGGUUCUCUCAUCUCGAACCAAUGGGUCCUGACUGCUGCUCACUGUAUCACCGGAGUCGUCCGAUUCGAAAUCCCCAUGGGAACGAUCAACUUCAACAACCCCGAAGUUAUGGGAACCUCCACCAAUUUCAUCAUCCACCCGUCGUACAACCCCAACAAUCUGAACAACGAUAUUGGUCUGAUCCGUCUGGAUAACCCGGUUGCCUUCUCCCAGAACAUCCAGCCAAUCAACCUCCCAUCGGCCGACCGCACCGGAGAAACCUUCCUGGACGCUCAGGCCCGCGUGUCCGGAUUCGGUCGCACUAGCGAUGCCCCUGGCAGCGGAGUUUCGCCAACUCUGAACUGGGUUGGAAUCCGUGUCAUCUCGAACGCCCAGUGCAUGCUGACCUACGGAUCGUCCGUCGUGGUGGCCUCGACCAUCUGCGGACUGGGUGCCGAUGCCAACAACCAGAGCACUUGCAACGGUGACUCCGGUGGCCCACUGGCCAUCACCGAGGGCGGCAGCAGCCUCCAGAUCGGUGUCGUGUCGUUCGUCUCGUCGGCUGGUUGCGCCUCUGGACACCCAUCGGGAUACGUACGCACCACUCACUUCCGCAACUGGAUCAACCAGCACACCGGAAUCUAAACGGGCUCGACAAUGAAAUAGAUACCGGUCAUGACGCUUUGUGAUUUUUUUGUUUGUAGAGACGGAAGCAGACGUAUAUUAUAAAUGGUUGUUAAAUUAAAAA